Molecule: messenger RNA, 492 nt
Organism: Oryza sativa Japonica Group (Japanese rice)
Lineage: Eukaryota; Viridiplantae; Streptophyta; Magnoliopsida; Poales; Poaceae
Product: peroxidase 47
Biological process (GO): response to oxidative stress
Cellular component (GO): plasmodesma; plant-type cell wall
Molecular function (GO): peroxidase activity; heme binding
Source: RefSeq, a predicted model, not a curated record
AUGGAGCAUGCGCCGCUCCUUGACCCCGUCGAGCUGCUCCGGGGAACGCCUAGCGGUCGCUCCCCCACUAUCGAGGCUGCGUGCCCCGGCGUCAUCUCCUGCGCGGACAUUGUCGCGUUCACUGGCCACGACGCAUCGAGCGCCAACUUCGCGGCGAAGGGAUUCACCCCGGAGGAGCUGGUGAUCCUCUCUGGCGCGUACUCCAUAGGCAAGGCGCACUGCUUCUCCUUCAACGACCGCCUCACCGAGCCGAACUCCGAGAUCAAUGCCAACUACCACGACAACGUCCUGAACAAGACCUGCUACGCCGCCCCGAACGAGACGACGUUGGCGAACAACAUCCGCGACAUCGACGUGGCGACGCUGGGGCCCCGGCGCCAGCGCUCCACCCGCCGCUCCACCCGCGGCCUGCUGCCUCACAGCUCCGUCGCCGCCCCUCUGCGCCGCCCGCCGCUGCUCGCCAUUCUCAGGGGAGAUAGAGAGAGGGGAUAG